Protobothrops mucrosquamatus (brown spotted pit viper) is the source of this 332-nucleotide messenger RNA. It is a transcript of the gene MORN2, whose product is annotated as MORN repeat containing 2. Bases 1 to 240 code for a protein of 79 amino acids. NCBI's taxonomy places the organism in Eukaryota, Metazoa, Chordata, Lepidosauria, Squamata, Viperidae. The record is from RefSeq and is a predicted model, not a curated record. The transcript is spliced from 2 exons.
AUGAAUGGUUUAGGAAGGCUAGAACAUCCUUCAGGUGCAGUUUAUGAAGGUGAGUUCAAGAACAAUAUGCUACAUGGAACAGGAACUUAUAUAUUUUCUAAUGGAUCCAAGUAUACUGGACAGUUCAAUGAAAACAAGCUGGAAGGGAAAGGAGAAUUUACAGACACACAAGGACUGGAAUGGGAUGGCACCUUUCACUAUACAGCAGCACCAGGGUUGAAGCUAAAGUUAGAAAUGUAGAAUAGUUUGAACUGGUAGAGUAAAAUAAAAUUUCUGUUAGAGUUUUCAGGCAAAUAGUUUUAUUUGUAGUUUAAUGGAAGUUAACUACUGUU